This is a messenger RNA of Protopterus annectens (West African lungfish), 1846 nucleotides long. It is a transcript of the gene ZNG1C, whose product is annotated as COBW domain containing 3. Lineage: Eukaryota; Metazoa; Chordata; Ceratodontiformes; Protopteridae. Bases 368 to 1483 code for a protein of 371 amino acids. The record is from RefSeq and is a predicted model, not a curated record. Gene Ontology annotation, cellular component: cytoplasm. The transcript has 17 exons.
ACGAGCAUGCGUGCAAUUCCGGAAGCAUUUUUGCAACUUUUUUUGAGUGGCUGUUAAACCAGAUAGCAUCAUGUUAAGCAAAUAGUUGAGCUUAGCAAAGUUUUUAGAUGUAGUUUAUGUGUAGGGGAUAUUUAAUAUUGAUCCGGAUGAAAGGCGGACGUAACAUUUAAGUCACAUGGUGUUGGAGCGUACUCUAAUGAUGAAUCUUGAAACUGAUCCAAUUUUGAACUGGGUUUUGGAAGCAAGCAUUAUUAUCAAAAACGUAUAACAAAUUAGUGGUGGAUAAUCCAAGGCUGCAGUUCUGUAUUCUUCCGAAGAUAAACAAAGAUUCACACAAACUCCAGGGAGAUCUAUAGUGGCAGCUGCCAUGGCUGCUGUUUAUGAGGAGGAAGAUGAAGAAUGUCCUGAGUUAAUUCCUAUCCUGUCUGAGACCAGUAUACAGGAUUCUAAAAUUCCUGUCACUAUUAUAACUGGCUAUUUAGGUGCUGGCAAAACAACACUACUAAACUAUAUUUUGACGGAACAGCAUAACAAAAGAAUUGCUGUUAUUCUGAAUGAGUUUGGUGAAGGAAGUGCACUGGAAAAAUCUUUAGCUGUAAGCCAUGCAGGUGAGCUUUAUGAAGAAUGGCUGGAACUCCGAAACGGUUGCCUUUGCUGUUCAGUCAAGGAUAAUGGCUUAAAGGCUAUUGAAAACCUUAUGGCGAAGAAGGGAAAGUUUGACUACAUUCUUUUAGAAACUACUGGUCUUGCUGAUCCAGGUGCUGUGUCCUCCAUGUUCUGGGUUGAUGCGGAGUUGGGAAGUGAUAUUUAUCUUGACGGUAUCAUAACAGUAGUUGAUGCAAAAUACGGAAUGCGGCAUGUGACUGAAGAAAAGUCUAAAGGAAUUGUGAAUGAAGCAGCUAGGCAGGUGGCACUUGCUGAUUUAGUAAUCAUCAAUAAAACAGAUCUAAUUCAUGCAGAAGAGCUGAAUGAUCUGAGGAAUAUGAUCAGGUCUAUAAAUGGACUGGCCAAAAUCACGGAAACACAGAGAUCAAGAGUUGACCUCUCUGAUGUUCUAGAUUUACAUGCUUAUGACAGCUUUGAUGAACAAAGCUUUCAAGAAAAACUUUGCUAUGUGCAAGCAAGACAUUCGCAUCUGGAUAAGAGUAUUUUAACAGUCACCUUGGAAAUUCCAGGAAGUGUCAUUGAAGAGGCACUCAAUUUAUUCAUCCAGAGUCUUUUGUGGGAGAAAAACAUAGAAGAUAAAGUGGGUAACUCUAUGGAGAUAAUACGACUUAAGGGACUAAUCUCAAUUGAAGGCAAGCCCCAACAGUUUAUUCUGCAAGGCGUCCACGAGCUGUAUGACAUACAGGAGACUGGGCUGAAAUGGGAAAGUCAGGAUGAGCGACUCAACAGGUUGAUUUUCAUAGGUCGAUGCCUUGAUGAAAGCAUCCUAGAACAAGAGUUUUUGGCUACUGUGAUAAAGCCGAAGAUUACAUCCUGACAAGAGUAAUGCAAAUACAAUUUGCCAAACAGAAGAAAGUAUUGCUGUAUUGCUGAUAUUCAGUCAAAUCGCUGCUAGUACUAAAAGAUCUUGUUCAUCUUUUUGUUAAUGAUGUAAUUGACCUGUUUUCCUUAUAUAACGUGAAAAUACAAACAUCCCUCUUUCAUUAUUUCUGGAACCAUUCUGAACAUAUUUGACUAUUUGUUUGACAUUGAUGACUGUUUUAGGAAAUGAUGUAAUUGUUGCUGUUUUUAAUUAUGUGACUUUGAACAUUCUUCAGUCAUGCAGAAGUACAGGAUUUGGCAGCAAACAACUUAGCUGGCUUACUUUCUUGACUCAGGUAAUAAAAUGCUAAAAGAGUUA